CUUCGAAAUGAAACGAUUCGUAUCCUUGAAACCAAACUUGAAGGAAAACAGAAAGCAGCCGUAUCAUCGUCAUCCUCUCUUCUUUUGAGAAAGCAAACAAAAAAAACAACAGAAAUUACUCUAAAUUAAUCGCAACCCAUUCAUCGGCUCCAAGUGUUUCAAAUCAAAUUUCAUUGUUAAUCCAAUUCUCCAAAUUCACUCAUAAUUUCCCAGCGCGCCAAAUUUCCUAUAUAAAACGAGAUAUGCUUUAAUCUUUCACCUCAAUCUUUACAGCAAUCACAUCAAUCUUGCGUUUUUUCUCUAAUCUCGGGCGGUUUUGGAAUUUGGGUUCGAAGAAAGCUUUGAUUUUGGGUUGUGGGUAUUGAGAUUGGGAUUAGAAGCUGAAAAUGAGUAACCAGAAGAAGAGAAAUUUCCAGAUAGAGGCGUUUAAGCAUCGCGUGGUGAUGGAUCCCAAAUACGCCGACAAGACAUGGAAGAUUCUUGAACAUGCGAUUCACGAGAUUUACAACCACAACGCUAGUGGUCUCAGUUUUGAAGAGCUUUACAGGAGCAGAUGACGAAACAGGUAAACAAGUGUACGAGGUUUGUACAAUUGGAGGAAGAAAUGCGUACAACAUGGUGCUUCACAAAUUUGGUGAAAAACUCUAUUCAGGGCUGGUUGCAACAAUGACUGGACAUCUCAAAGAUAUAGCUCAAUCUGUUGAAGCUGCUCAAGGAGGUUCUUUUCUGGAAGAGCUGAACAGGAAAUGGAAUGAUCAUAAUAAAGCAUUACAAAUGAUUAGAGACAUACUGAUGUACAUGGAUAGGACUUACAUUCCAAGCACCCAGAAGACUCCCGUUCACGAACUUGGGCUGAACCUGUGGAAAGAAAAUGUCAUUUAUUCCAGCCAGAUCAGGACUCGAUUACUGAAUACACUUCUGGAAUUAGUACAUAGUGAACGCACUGCUGAAGUUAUUGAUAGAGGAAUUAUGCGAAAUAUAACAAAAAUGUUAAUGGAUUUAGGCCCUUCUGUUUAUGGGCAAGAAUUUGAGACUCAUUUUCUUCAAGUUUCAGCUGAGUUUUACCGGGUGGAAUCCCAAAAAUUCAUUGAGUGUUGUGAUUGUGGUGAUUAUCUGAAAAAAGCUGAGAGGCGUCUGAAUGAGGAAAUGGAAAGAGUGAGCCACUACUUGGAUUCCAGAACAGAAAAGAAGAUUACUAAUGUGGUGGAGAAGGAGAUGAUUGAAAAUCACAUGCUAAGAUUAAUCCAUAUGGAGAAUUCUGGCUUAGUGCACAUGCUUUGUGAUGAUAAAUACGAAGACUUAAGUAGAAUGUAUAACUUGUUCCGUCGUGUUACUGAUGGCCUUUCAAAAAUACGAGAAGUGAUGACUUCACAUAUGCGAGAGUCUGGUAAACAGCUUGUUACUGAUCCUGAAAGAUUGAAGGAUCCAGUUGAAUAUGUGCAAAGGCUCUUAGAUGAGAAAGAUAAAUAUGACAAGAUCAUAAACUUGGCAUUUAACAAUGACAAGUCUUUCCAGAAUGCUUUGAAUUCCUCUUUUGAAUAUUUCAUCAACUUGAAUCCUCGCUCUCCAGAGUUUAUUUCACUAUUUGUAGAUGAUAAGCUCCGGAAAGGUCUAAAAGGGGUUAGUGAGGAUGAUGUAGAAGUUACUCUUGACAAGGUGAUGAUGCUAUUCCGAUACCUCCAAGAAAAAGAUGUAUUUGAGAAGUAUUACAAACAGCAUUUGGCUAAAAGGCUUUUGUCUGGAAAAACAGUCUCUGAUGACGCAGAGAGAAGUCUCAUAGUUAAGCUCAAGACAGAGUGUGGUUACCAAUUUACAUCUAAAUUAGAGGGAAUGUUUACAGACAUGAAAACCUCCCAGGACACGAUGCAGGGCUUUUAUGGCUGCCACCCUGAGCUGAGUGAUGGCCCUACGCUCACUGUUCAGGUUCUUACAACAGGGUCUUGGCCAACUCAAUCUAGUGUCACGUGCAACCUGCCAGCAGAAAUGUCGACACUGUGUGAGAAGUUUCGGUCAUAUUACCUUGGUACGCAUACUGGGAGGAGAUUGUCUUGGCAAACUAAUAUGGGCACAGCAGACUUAAAAGCAACAUUUGGGAAGGGCCAGAAACAUGAGUUAAAUGUUUCUACAUAUCAAAUGUGUGUUCUCAUGCUGUUCAAUAAUGCUGAUAGACUUAGCUACAAGGAGAUUGAGCAAGCAACUGAGAUUCCUGCUUCAGAUCUUAAGAGAUGCCUGCAAUCAUUGGCUUUGGUUAAGGGAAGAAAUGUUCUUAGAAAGGAACCAAUGGGUAAAGAAAUUGUUGAGGAUGAUGCUUUCUUUGUUAAUGAUAAGUUCAGCAGCAAACUGUACAAGGUAAAAAUAGGAACUGUAGUUGCACAAAAGGAAUCCGAACCGGAGAAACAGGAAACCCGACAGAGAGUGGAGGAAGACCGGAAGCCCCAGAUUGAAGCAGCAAUAGUGAGGAUCAUGAAAUCCAGGAAGCAACUGGAUCAUAACAAUCUUAUAGCUGAGGUCACGAAGCAGUUGCAAUCACGUUUCCUGGCAAAUCCAACAGAAGUGAAGAAACGGAUUGAGUCUCUCAUUGAGAGGGACUUUUUGGAGAGGGAUGAUAGUGACAGAAGAUUGUACCGAUAUCUUGCCUAGAAUUGGAGAACUUGUUUCUGCGAUCACAAUGUAUCUUAUGAACCUGGUGACAAAUCACCUUUAAAUAGCUCCAUUGAUUUCAUUGUACAUUAAUUUGUUUUCUAAUUCUUUGUGAUGUUUCAUCUUUUAGUAAUCUGUAUGACUGUAUCCUCAAGCAAAUUAGGGUCCUUUCCACCCAUGUUUGUAAGAGGUCAAUUUGAGGAAGUCUUGUGUACUUUAUCCUGAUAACAUUGUUUGUUCGCAGCUCGGAGGUAAUCGCAAAAUUCUUGUAUUCAAA
Vigna unguiculata (cowpea) is the source of this 2917-nucleotide messenger RNA. Its product is annotated as cullin-3A-like. The record is from RefSeq and is a predicted model, not a curated record. Gene Ontology annotation, biological process: ubiquitin-dependent protein catabolic process. Gene Ontology annotation, molecular function: ubiquitin protein ligase binding. Lineage: Eukaryota; Viridiplantae; Streptophyta; Magnoliopsida; Fabales; Fabaceae.